AUGGCUCCAAGAAACAGCGUUAGGGGGCAGAGCGUUCCGUCUCAGUCCAUCUCAGCCGCCUUGUCAUCUGCUGUCGCAGAGUGGCUGGUGAUCUUCUUGCUCUUUCUCGAUGGCUUGCUCUCAUACCUGGUGAAGAGAUUUGCCCGUUACUCAAAUUUACAGACCCCAUGCCUCUUGUGCUCUAGUCUUGACCGCAUCUUGGCCGCGGAAAGGCCGGGAUUCUGUCACGAUUUAAUAUGCCAAGCGCAUAAAUUAGAGAUUGCCUCAACUAUCUCCAAUGAUCAUCCGGAAGUUGGUGAGGCAUCUCUUCUCUCACAUGCUGCAGAGAGGGUGUCCAGCUCUGGGACCUUCAAGUCCCAGGUGGGGAAAAUGGAGGGAACCACUGACAAUCCAAAGAGAUUAUCCGCAGAUACUGAUUCUAACAGUUUUGAGGCUAAGAUAGGGGGAGACGAUUUGGCGAAUCUGCCUCUACUUGAGAGGGAAUACUCGUCUUACAAUGUGCAGAGAUCGCUCAAAAGCGAAUUGAUUUUUUCUGAGAUCAAUGAACUUGGUGUUGCUUCGAGUGUUCUUGCUGGGCAUCAUCUUCCAUACCAUGGGGACGGGUCUACCAAGAAAAAGGAGAAAGCUUCCGGGUCGCCAGUAUCUUCUCGCAUUGGAGAUCACUUGCCCCACAUUGGUUACACAGAAGUAAAGGUAACGUCAGAUUCUGAGUCAGAAAUGCUGCCUUCAGACGAUGAUGAUGGAGGCGCUACGGUUGGAACCAAUGAUGUUGAGGAAGGUGUUUCAUCACAGAGCCCGCAAGUAGAGGAUGUUUUAUCAAGAAGUCUCGAGGAUGAUGUGGUGUCGGAGAAACAGAUGCAUACAGUUCCUCUUUCGCCUGAGCAUUCAUGUCUGAUUCCCAUGGAGGAAUCUGAAGUUUUGAAGCAUGAGGAAGGUGCCCUUCUGGUCCGAAGAGCUGACCCUACACAUGGUCUAGAGGAGCUUAAUUGGACCCUUAUAGGAGAGAAGGAUCAUAGCUCCUUACAACUCAAACCCACCUCUGAAUCAACAGUAUCAAAGGGUGAGUUCAAGAUUCCUUUCCGUCUUUCUUUUUUUUUGUUUUCUUGCUUGUAGAGUCAAAGUGUGUUGGCUGUCCAACGCAGACAAGAAAAAAUGUCAAUCAUCUAUCUGUGGGUUUGGCCACCAUCUUUAUAAGAAUUAAUUUUUAUUUAUUAUUCAUUUCUAGACAUCUUCUCAUGUAUCAGUCAACUGACUAAUUGUGUCAUAUAGUCCAACUUAAUUAUUAUUUUCUAUGUAGGAUUUUAAUUACACUUGGAUUGUUGCAUAUGGUAUGCUUAAAUGUAAAUUAACCCUCUCUGGACGACUUUUCUGUUGCAGUGCCUGAAGUAGAAGUAGGUCGUAUUAUCCAUGGCCCUUCCCCCUUGGAAGGGAAUGUUUCAAGUCCCAAAUGUAAUCUCUAAUCCUUGUUUUUUUUUUUCUUUCUAUCAUCUGAUGUGUUCAUGAUUUUGGUGGCUAAAUAUUUCUUCUAUUGGUUGACUUUUCUGGUGGAUGAAGUGGUGAUUCUUGGUGCUGGAUCUGUUUCCCCUGCCCCAAGUGUGGAAGCAGCGAAUGAUUCGAAUCCAACUGGAACAGAGUCGAUACAUGUCCCAUCGGCAAAAGACCCUGGUUCAUCGAUGCUUAAUCAUAUGGACCUCAAUGAUGCCUACAAGAUGGCUAUUGGAUCCAGUAUGAAUCAGGGAUCGCCGAGGGACUCUCAUGGAGUCAGUGAAGAGUUGAGACUACUGAUGUCCCACAUAUCUGCCUCCCGUGGACCUGAAAUUUCUUGGGGUGAGAUGAGCCCAAGUCCUCGUGUGUAUGGACAAGGUGAGGAUCUUAAGGUGUUUGAUGCUUCGGUCGCUAUUGUUCAGCGUAAUCUUAGCAGGAAAUUUUCUAUCGAGAGAAAUGAAUCCAGUACUGAGUCACUGGAUGGCGGCAGCAUCAUCAGCGAAAUUGAAGGAGAGAGUCCAGUGGAUCGUCUGAAACGCCAGAUCGAUUUCGACUGGAAGUCAAUGACUCUCUUGUACAAAGAGUUGGAGGAAGAGAGAAAUGCCUCUGCAAUUGCUGCGAACCAGGCCAUGGCCAUGAUCACUAGGCUACAAGAGGAGAAGGCGUCGAUGCAAAUGGAAGCUCUGCAAUACCAGAGGAUGAUGGAAGAGCAGUCGGAGUAUGACCAAGAAGCUCUGCAAAGGCUGAAUGAUGCCCUAACCCAAAAGGAAGUAGAACUAGAAGAUCUGAAGGUAGAGCUUGAAAGAUGCGGGAAAUUGUUGAGGGAUGAACCUUUGCCCCCCAAGGUUACAGACAAUUCAGAGCAAACGGAAGGUAAAUCUGUUGAUAUGGAGCUUUUCAAGGCAUCUAAUGGUGAGAAGACAUUGGAGUGCAGUGGUAAAGACUCGAGGGAUGUCGAAGGGGAUGAGAGAGCAACACCUAUGACCUCCACGUUCAGUUUUGAUGACGAAAAACAGUACAUCUCAGAAUGCCUGCGAAGGUUGGAAAAGAAACUUCGCUCGUCCAAUAAUGACCCUCAUGUUGAUGCUUCAGGAUCAAAUGUGGGAGAAGAUGGUCCACCUUAUCACACAAUAGAAAAUAGUGAUUUUUCUGUAGAAGGCGUAGGGGAGAGACAUGAUACAGAGCAAGGCCAUUGGGAUGAGAAGAUCCAGAAAGAUAGUAAUUCAGGGGAGAAUGUCCUCUGUGAGCAAGAUGAAUCCUCCUUUCCCGGUGAAAGCUCACAGACAAGUGGCCCAACCCUGGCAAACGUUAAUGAUAUCUCCAAAUUGCGUGAAUUUGAUAAUGGAAGUGCACAAUCCUCCGUGAUUCAAAGGAUUGACUUAUCUUCUUUUGAGAAUGAAGUUCUCCACCUGAAUGAGAGGUUGAAGACCCUUGAAGCUGAUAGAAGCUUCCUUGAGCAUAUUGUGAAUUCCCUUAGGAAUGAGAGUGGUGCAGUCCAAUUUGUCCAAGAGAUUGCUUGCCAUCUUCGAGAGUUACGUCGAAUUGGGGUCAGAAGAAGAGAUCAGACGAUGGUGUGA
Messenger RNA from Spirodela intermedia, 3062 nucleotides. Lineage: Eukaryota; Viridiplantae; Streptophyta; Magnoliopsida; Alismatales; Araceae. The record is from the annotation of a GenBank genome assembly.